AUGGAGCCGCCUUCGUCGUCGGCAGUGGCGGCCGGAGACGCAGCCAGCCUGGACUACCUGCUGUGGAUUCUGCACUGUUCCGGCACCAUGCGGCACCCACGGUCGGGCUCUUGGUCCACUCGCAUAUUCCACCUAAGAUAUAUCUUCUGUAUAUUGACUCUCGGUUAUUACUGUGGCAUACAAGUGGUGCUGAUGUGGAGAGUGGGCUUCGACGAUUUCGAUUACUUCACUCUCGCACUGAGCCUGUUAGACACAUUAGCAACUUGGAUUUUCCGUCUGAGACACAUCGCAAAACGUGAGCGGGAUUUCCACACGCUUGCUGUACAAGUGCGCGACGACUUUGGGGAAUUCAUGGCUCCGCGAGACGUGACGCUGCUCCGCCGCCACAGCCGCAACCAGCGGGGCUUCGUGCUGGCCUACUUGUCGCUGGGCAUGUGUGACGUCAGCGACACGGCGCACCCCAUUGGCUGGGCCGCCGGGUGGCUGUACUGUGCCUUCAUCGCGGUGCACAUCGUGGUGAUGAACAUGAUGGCUGACGCCAUCAACAGUGCGCAGAGCGUGCGCGAGACGGGAAAAUUUGGCGCCUAUUUGUGCGCCAUGUUCACCGAGCUGUCUGUAUACUGCUGGUUCGGAGACAAACUCAUGUCAGAGAGCGAGAAGGUGGCAUUCGCUGCGUACGAUGUGGUGACGUCAAUGGAAGAAUGUCCCGUGUCCAUCAAACGGACGCUCCUUUUGAUCAUGCUCAGAGCUCAGAGGCCGCUGUGCAUCACUGCUGCCGGGUUCUUCCCUUUCUCCAGGGAGUCCUUCGUGUCGAUCAUAAAUGUGUCUUACUCAUUCUUCGCCAUUCUUCGGAAUUUCAAAGAAGAAUAG
Schistocerca americana (American grasshopper) is the source of this 870-nucleotide messenger RNA. RefSeq lists its product as uncharacterized. Gene Ontology annotation, biological process: sensory perception of smell; detection of chemical stimulus involved in sensory perception of smell. Gene Ontology annotation, molecular function: odorant binding; olfactory receptor activity. The coding region runs from base 1 to 870 and encodes 289 amino acids. The transcript has 5 exons. Gene Ontology annotation, cellular component: plasma membrane. Lineage: Eukaryota; Metazoa; Arthropoda; Insecta; Orthoptera; Acrididae. The record is from RefSeq and is a predicted model, not a curated record.